AUGGCGGCGGAGGGCGCCGGCGGCCGGGGAGGACGAGCCGCGCGAUACCCGCCUCUGUCGGCGCUCGUCGCCUCCGCCAUCGCCGCCUCCUCCGCCGUCAUCGUCCUCGCCGUCGUCCACUCGGCGUACGACGACGCGGUGUCGCGGACGCGGACGUUGCUGGGCCACAACCUGGAGCCGACGCCGUGGCACCCGUUCCCGCACGCCAAGGGCCGCCCCCCGGCGCGCGCCGCGCUGCGGUGCGCGCCCUCCAUAGCCUGUCUGCCACCUCUCUCGCGGCCUCGUCCGCCACCGGAGCCAGCGAACGCGUCGUCGUCCUCGUCGUUGUCGUCGCGCGGUAACAACAACAACAAACAGUGCCCGGCCUACUUCGCGGCGAUCCACCGGGACCUGGCGCCGUGGCGCGGGGCGGGGCGGGGCGUGACGCGCGCGCUGCUGGACGCGGCGCGGCGGCGCGCGUCCAUGCGCGUCACCAUCACCGGCGGAGGCCGCCGGCUGCACGUCGACCUCUACUACGCGUGCGUGCAGAGUCGGGCGCUCUUCACGGUGUGGAGCCUGCUGCAGCUGAUGCGGCGGUACCCCGGGCGCGUCCCCGACGUCGACCUCAUGUUCGACUGCAUGGACCGCCCCGCCAUCAACCGCACCGAGCACGGCGGCGACGCCGCGCCCCCGCCGCCGCCGCUCUUCCGCUACUGCACCACCAGGGACCACUUCGACAUCCCCUUCCCUGAUUGGUCCUUCUGGGGCUGGCCGGAGACGAACAUCGAGCCAUGGAACAGGGAGUUCAAGAGCAUCAAGUCCGGCGCUCGGGCGACGAGAUGGGCGGACAGGGUGCCGACGGCGUACUGGAAGGGGAACCCGGACGUGGCGUCGCCGCUGCGGGUGGCGCUGCUGGGGUGCAACGACACGGCGCUCUGGCGCGCCGAGAUCAUGCGGCAGAACUGGGACGACGAGGCCAAGUCGGGGUACCAGCACUCGAGGCUCUCCUCGCAGUGCACGCACCGGUACAAGAUCUACGCGGAGGGGUUCGCGUGGUCGGUCAGCCUCAAGUACAUCCUGUCGUGCGGAUCCAUGGCGCUGCUGAUCGAGCCGCGGUACCAGGACUUCUUCAGCCGGGGCCUGGAGCCCCGGGUGAACUACUGGCCGGUGACGGAGAUGGGCAUGUGCGAGUCCAUCAGGGACGCCGUCGACUGGGGCAACGCCAACCCCGGCGAGGCCGAGCGCGUCGGCCGGCGCGGCCAGCGGCUCGUGCAGGGCCUCCGCAUGCACGCCGUCUACGACUACAUGCUGCACCUGCUCACCGAGUACGCAAGCCUCAUGGACUUCCGCCCCGUGGCGCCGCCGUCGCCUGACGCGCACGAGGCGUGCGAGGCGUCGCUGCUCUGCCUCGCCGACGACAAGCAGCGCAGGUUCCUCGAGGCGUCCAGGGCGGAGCCCGCGGCGGACGAACCCUGCGUGCUGCCGCCCCCGCCGGCGGCGGCGUGA
Messenger RNA from Miscanthus lutarioriparius, 1485 nucleotides. Lineage: Eukaryota; Viridiplantae; Streptophyta; Magnoliopsida; Poales; Poaceae. The record is from the annotation of a GenBank genome assembly.